Alligator sinensis (Chinese alligator) is the source of this 1894-nucleotide messenger RNA. RefSeq names its product ess-2 splicing factor homolog (gene ESS2). Gene Ontology annotation, cellular component: catalytic step 2 spliceosome. The record is from RefSeq and is a predicted model, not a curated record. The transcript has 10 exons. The coding region runs from base 16 to 1449 and encodes 477 amino acids. NCBI's taxonomy places the organism in Eukaryota, Metazoa, Chordata, Crocodylia, Alligatoridae.
GGCGCGGCCGAGGCCAUGGCGGAGCCGGGGGUGGAGGUGGAGGGGGCCGCGCUGGUGCCGGCAGGGCGGGAGGCGGCGGCGUUGGUGGUGGUGGCUGCCGCGAGGCGCAAGAAGAAGAUUCUGGACGAGGAGGCCUACAUCGAGGGCCUGGAGAACAUCAUCCAGCGCGACUUCUUCCCCGACGUGGCGCGGCUGCGGGCGCAGCGCGAGUACCUGGAGGCGGAGGAGAGCGGCGACCUGGAGAAGAUGCGGCAGAUCGCCAUCAAGUUUGGCUCCGCGCUGGGCCGCUCGGGCAGGGACGCUGCCGCCCCCUAUGUUACUCCAGCCACAUUUGAAACACCUGAGGUGCAUCCAGGUACUGCCCCUUCCUUGUUGAACAAGCCCAAGGUUGGGAUCAAAGCUGCAGAGGAAGGAGAUGCAGAGAAGGAAGAAGGUAAGGACGUUCUUCCUAGCCUGGACAGCUUCCUAGCAAAACACACCAGUGAGGAUAAUGCCUCGUUUGAGCAGAUCAUGGAAGUGGCCAAAGAGAAGGAGAAGGCCAAGCAUGCUUGGUUAUACAAAGCCGAAGAGGAGUUUGCCCAGCGGCGACAAGAGAAUCUGGCGCUGCCCUCAGCAGAACAGCAGGCCCUCGAAAGCAGCAAGGCUGGACUGGAGACAUGGGAGUACAAGGCUCGCAAUUCCCUCAUGUAUUACCCAGCAGGUGUGCCAGAUGAGGAGGACGUAUUCAAGAAGCCUCGGGAAGUUGUCCACAGAAACACCCGCUUUCUAAGGGACCCAUUCAGCCAGGCCCUGAGUAAAUCGCAGCUCCAGCAAGCAGCUGCUCUCAAUGCCCAGUACAAACAAGGCAAAGUGGGGCCAGAUGGGAAGGAGCUGAUACCUCAGGAGUCUCCAAAAGUGAAUGGCUAUGGGUUUGUGGCCACCCCCUCUCCUGUUCCUGGUGUGAACGAGUCUCCUCUUAUGACGUGGGGAGAGAUAGAGAGCACCCCACUGCGGUUGGAUGGGUCGGAAUCACCGUAUGUGGACAGAACCCCUGGACCAGCCUUCAAGAUCUUGGAGCCUGGGCGCAGGGAGAGGUUGGGACUCAAGAUGGCCAAUGAGGUGGCUGCUAAGAACCGAGCAAAGAAGCAGGAAGCAUUAAGAAAAGUCACAGAAAACUUGGCCAGUCUCACACCUAAAGGACUGAGCCCGGCUAUGUCACCUGCUUUGCAACGACUAGUAAACCGGACUGCGAGCAAAUACACUGACAAAGCGCUGCGAGCCAGCUACACCCCUUCCCCAGCCCACACGGGACCCCCUGGCUUUAAGACCCCAGCAGGUGGCACGAACACGCCCACUGGCACCCCAACACCCAAGACUGUCUCUCAGACUCCAGUUACCCAGGACCCCACCUCCAUCACAGACAACCUGCUCCACUUGCCUAAACGGCGGAAGGCAUCCGAUUUCUUCUGAGUCUCACCUUCCCCAGCAGCCUGCUGCGAACUGGGAAAUACAAGGCUGUCCGUGAACCCUGAGCAACAUGUGUCACCAGGAACAAAGGGUACCUGCCAGGAUGCAAUUCACUAGUUGCUGGACGUGGGACCACUUCCACCGUUGGGGGUGGCAUAGCUCCUGCAGAAAGUGCACCAUUACUGGGACAGAAGCAAAGGUGCCUCUUGGGGAGUGGAGUAUUUUUCCACUGUGCAAUAUUUUCUUGGCAGUACCUGGAUGUGUUGCACAUUCCCUAUGGGACAGGAUCCCUUCCAGAAAUGGAUUGUGGCCAAUAGCCAGGACUGUGGAGGAUGUUUUAAAAUUUAUUUUCUUGUUUUGUUUUUUAAAGUGUCCCUGUGGAUUGUAUCUGAAUGCCUCUUUCUGUACAGAUGUAUCUAUUUAUAAAGUGUAGUGAGGCUUCCUAUAA